CAGCGUUUUCUUUUCUCUUAUUUAAUUGCCCUAAGAGAUAUCGGGUUAACGCUUUAGGAAGGAUAGAUCUCUCAUUUUAUUGGUUCUUUUGUCGUGAGUAUUUUUUUCAGCUGGCCACAGUGACAACACAAAGUCGACCAAGGAUGGCCGAUGACAGCAGUGGUGGUAAUGCGAGUAUUGUGGACGAUCCAGAAGAACGAAAGCACUUUCAAAGAAUUGUGAACGCUUUUAGAUCGUAUAGGAGUUACUCGCUUCGACGGUUGUGUAAAGUGGUCAAAUAUGUGUCAAGUCUCCCGGCCUCCCACCAGCUCAUGCUCAAGAGCUACCGGCAGCACCUGGACAGAGUCCGGAUGGCCAUUGACCACAAUCACGAGGUUCUCAAGCUGGUGGUUGAAAACAUAGCCCACAUGUUUGAGAAUGCAGACCACUCUGACGAUGUGAAACCGACAAACCAGAUUCAGGCCACGACGUUAGACAUGGACAAGGUGCAAGGUGUCCUGAAGCAGUUUGUUCGGGAAUGGAGUUCUGAAGGUGCCGAGGAACGGCGAGCCUGCUUUCAGCCCAUUUUGGACACCAUUUCUGAACACUACCCAUUAGAUGAAGUAGAGCCAGCUUCCAUUCAGAUACUUGUGCCAGGAGCAGGCCUCGGAAGACUUGCCUACGAGAUUGCUCGGCAAGGUUACUGUUGCCAGGGCAAUGAGUUCAGUCUUUUCAUGCUGUUUGCUUCCAACUUCAUCCUGAAUCGGUGCAAGGGCACCAACUUGUACUGCGUGUAUCCCUGGGUGCACCAAUACUACAACCACAUGGCCUCGAAAGACCAGAUCAAGCCUGCCGAGUUCCCAGACGCCAAUCCCAGCGACGUUCCUCCUGAGUCACAGUUCUCCAUGGCGGCUGGCAACUUCGUCGAAGUGUACAGCUCACAGUUGGAAACGUGGGACUGUGUGGCAACAUGCUUCUUCUUGGACACAGCACCAAAUGUAGUGCUGUACAUAGAAACCAUAGCGCACAUCUUACGGCCUGGAGGCCUGUGGAUCAACUUGGGUCCCCUCCUAUACCACUAUGCUGACUUGCCAAACGAGGACUCAAUCGAGCCCAGCUACGAAGAUGUUCGGCACAUCAUUCUUGCCAUGGGCUUUAUUUUUCUGAAAGAAGAGACGGGUCUUCCAACACCAUACACCCAAAACCCACGUUCCAUGAUGCGAUACGAGUACCGUAGUGUGUUCUUUGUUUGUCAGAAGCCACUGCAGCCCUCAAAUGCCGUGGAAGAGGCAAUUGACGAUGAAGUUGCUCACAGCGGUGACUCCUGAUUCAGCGACUCCUGUUGUGAAAUGUUUCAUGCAGUGAUUCACAACUGGGCACAGUGCAUUUGGGAUAAAAAAAAACGACAUUCUAUAAUUGGAACUGUUAACGUCUGCUGAUAGCUCCAGGUCACGCUAGCCUCUACAAGGAUAUGCACCUUCAGGGUCACAAAGCGUGUUGUUUAGGAUAUUGCUCUGCUGUAUUUAUCUUUCUGUUGUGUAGGGUAAUGACGUUAUCAAAUCAGCCAAUGCAGUCAUUAUUGUUUGUCAUUAGGCUCUGCCAGAUUUGAGGUUUUUGUAAUGCUGCUUACUUUUAUUACUUGUCUGGACAGUAACACAAUCUCAGCACAAAUUUUCUAUUCAUUGAAUGCAUUGUACACGAAUGUAAGCUCAUUUUUGUUUGUGUAGUCAUUUUGUGUGGGUUCAGUUUAUAAGCUUCCAAAAUGUUAAUUCAUAAUCGUUGAUGCAUAUUUAUCAGUAAAGCUUUUCUUCUGCAAAGGUUAAUCAGCCAGUGGGACUGAGAACCACAGAUGAAGUUGCUUAACUUCAUUGUUUAAUUUUCUACAGUUUGAGAUUACUUUCCCUAAAGCUGUUGUUAAUGUCUCCUCUAAGGGCGGCUGCUUCUCAGAUGAAUGUGGAUGACUUAAUGCUUGAGUGUUGGCUCCUAUGUGUGGCAAGGAGGAUUGCUUCAUGUUGUUGAUAUAGAAAUAAAUUCUACCAAUGAAAUCAAA
Dermacentor andersoni is the source of this 2029-nucleotide messenger RNA. RefSeq names its product carnosine N-methyltransferase. Gene Ontology annotation, molecular function: carnosine N-methyltransferase activity. NCBI's taxonomy places the organism in Eukaryota, Metazoa, Arthropoda, Arachnida, Ixodida, Ixodidae. Gene Ontology annotation, cellular component: nucleus; cytosol. The record is from RefSeq and is a predicted model, not a curated record. Gene Ontology annotation, biological process: carnosine metabolic process.